AUGGAGAAAUAUGAGGUGCUGGAGCAGCUCCAGCCUGGGGCGCUGGGCACUAUGCUGGUAGUUGGAUUGAAAACAGAAAAGGGUGCGAAAAAGAAAUACAUGAUCAAGCAGGUUGAAUGCACUGAAGAAAAGCAAGCAAAUGAGGCCCUGAAGGAGGCAAUGGAUUUGCUAAGACUUCAUCAUUCAAACAUCUGUUCUUACAAGGAACUGUUUGUGGCUUGGGAUAAUAAGGUAUCAUCUCUGUUCCUUUGUCUGGUAAUGCAGCACUCAGGCCAAGGAGAUCUUUCAUCUGUAAUCAAGGAAAAAAGGCAGAAGUCAGAAAAAAUAACAGACAUGGUGAUUCUGAAGUUCCUGGGACAGAUGGUGGAUGCUUUGUUUUAUAUACACAAACAAAGUAUUUUCCACAGAAAUAUCAAGCCAUCAAACAUACUUGUGACUGGUGAAGCAUCCUUCAUGCUUAGCGACUUCAGUACAGAAACUCUUAUGACAGAUGAGAUGAAAUGGAAAACAAGAGUGGAAGAAAAUAGCAAGUCUUGGAUGGCUCCAGAAACAUUUGUUUCUUCUUUUACUGAGAAGUCUGACAUCUGGUCUCUAGGUUGUAUUCUACUUGACAUGAUGACCUGCUUCGUCCUGAAUGCUAAAGAGAUAACUUCGUUACUGCAGGAUAUUAGACAGGAUACCAGCCGUCUUGAGGGAGUUCUGACACUGAUGCAAAAUGGAGAUAGCAGCUCUUUGCCUUUAUUUCCCAUUUUAUUGACGAUGCUACAGAUUCAGCCCAGCAUGAGACCCACAACAAAGGAUCUGACUGAUGUUCCAUUUAUUAUGGAAUGCCUGACCGUUGCUGGUGCCUCUUCAGUAAAACUGAAAAAGUCUUUGCCUUCCAAAAUAAUAGAUGUGCUCCUUCAGGGAGGAAUUGAAAGUGUUCUAGAAUUCAUGCAGGCUUUCUGGGAUAUAGAAGAAGCACAGGCUAAAUCCAUUCAGCGCCUGGCCAGCUUUGUAAGAGAUGAAGGUGCCAUACCCUAUCUGCUAACGUUCACAGAAGUGAUCGCUUUUGCCAUGAAGACUCAUGUAGAUUCUCUCAAGUUACAAGUAGAUGGUUGCAGUUUAUUACUCGAAAUUCUUAGCCAAG
Apaloderma vittatum (bar-tailed trogon) is the source of this 1129-nucleotide messenger RNA. It is a transcript of the gene STKLD1, whose product is annotated as serine/threonine kinase-like domain containing 1. The annotation marks the transcript as partial. The record is from RefSeq and is a predicted model, not a curated record. Gene Ontology annotation, biological process: protein phosphorylation. NCBI's taxonomy places the organism in Eukaryota, Metazoa, Chordata, Aves, Trogoniformes, Trogonidae. Gene Ontology annotation, molecular function: protein serine/threonine kinase activity; ATP binding. The transcript has 12 exons.